AAACCUGUGCUUGAAACAGGUAAGGUGAACCUGGACAAACCUCUUCACCUGGUGAUCGAUUCUGUCACGCCGACAUCUGUGCUUCUGUCCUGGGGAACCUACUUAAAGACGCCCUACGAUGGAAACAUCAUGAAUGACUGCUUGGAGGAUGGGCAUUACACCAUCCGCUAUAGAGAAAGAAACAGGAAGUGGAUCUACCAGACCUGCCCCACCUCCGAUACUGUGAUCGACAACCUCAAGCCCAACACACCCUAUGAAUUUGGCAUCCGAUCCAACAAAGACGACCGUAGUGGAAUGUGGAGCAAACCAGUGAUCCACAACACCAACAUGGGAGGCAAAAACAUGCAGAUAACCUACAAGCCCACCCGACCCCUUGUCAAGACUUUGGCUGGACCCCACAGCAGUCUGUUCCCACCUCGACAUGCUCUCCACAACAUAAGCCAGCCAGGACUGCCCAAAAACACAGGCGUUAAUGGAGGUCCCAAGACAUCUUUUGCGCCACCAAUGGGCCAGCAAGGAACUGUGGCUGCUCCAAGAGCCAAUGAGCCAAAAUGGCCUCAGCUCCCAUUCGAUUCAAACAGUCAUGUUAGAAAUGACUCCUCUCAGCUGGUGGAGAUCCCGCCCAUCCUUCCCCAACUCCUAUCCACUAAGCCCUCCCAUCCUUCAGUCACCCCUACCCCUUAUUCCUUACCCAGCAGUGCCCGGACACCCCCACAUGGACACCCCCAAACCAGGGCACCUAGUGCCACUCAGAUGCCACAUAGUUCCUCUGGUAAGAGCAUCCGGAGAGACUCCAUCUCUUCUCUUCCACCCAAACCUGUCGAUUCAGUCCAAACAGUGACCACCAGGAACCAGACGUCACUGGGCAGAUACAAUAUCUCUCUCUCUAAUGGCAUGAGACCUUCUUCCCCCAGGUUUGGUGCCUCCUCCAGAAGAUAUGGGGCUAACGGUGAGCACCAUAAGGGACUUUCUCUCCCCAAACCAGUCAUGUGGUCCACAGCAAGCAUGGGUUCUCCCGCUGCACACCUUCCUAUUCCAGCAGAAAAGCCUAAUCUUGUUGACAAACCUGGAAGAUUAGCAGACAAGAUAACAGACCUGAAUCAGGACAAAGCUUUAAUCUUGAAACCCAAGCUGCCACUUGUAACAGCAAAACCAUCCAAACCAAAGACAACAACAUCUCCCACAGUGACAGCACCCCGAUUUGAGACAUGGGAGAACUCUUCAGUAUUCAGCUCUGUUCCUGCUUCUAAAGUUGAUGCCAUGGGCAAAGAACGCUACAUUGCUCCACAUGUUGUCUAUAAGACGGAUAAGAAACCAGGUGAACCCUGCUCCAUCACCACCUCUCUGAGUUACUUCCCUGAGGAGGAGGCUGGAGAACAAAAUGUCACCAAUCCUCCAAGAACAGCCCCAUCCAACCUCACUGUUGUAACCGUGGAAGGAUGCCCCUCCUUCAUUAUUCUUGAUUGGGAGAAAACAGAUAAUGAGACGACAGAAUACGAGGUUAUCUCAACUACUAAAGGUCCUGAUGGUGAACAGGUUUCCAUUCUGACCACCAACCAGACUCAUACAGCUGUGGAGAACCUCAAACCAGAGAGCAGUUAUGAAUUCAAGGUGAAGCCCAAGAAUGAACUCGGAGAAGGGCCCCACAGCGAACCAGUGACCUUCAACACAGAGUCAGUGGAUCCGCGGGUAAGCGAGAACGUUUCAGGUAUGUGUUUCUUCUUUGCACACUAUUUCUCUCAGCUGAUAAAUUCCUAUCUGUUGAAUAAAUGGAUAAUGUAACAAACAGUCCUAGUAGAGGAAAGUAAGAAAAAAU
This is a messenger RNA of Sinocyclocheilus anshuiensis, 1816 nucleotides long. RefSeq names its product target of Nesh-SH3-like. The annotation marks the transcript as partial. Gene Ontology annotation, molecular function: protein binding. NCBI's taxonomy places the organism in Eukaryota, Metazoa, Chordata, Actinopteri, Cypriniformes, Cyprinidae. The transcript has 16 exons. Gene Ontology annotation, biological process: extracellular matrix organization; positive regulation of cell-substrate adhesion. The record is from RefSeq and is a predicted model, not a curated record.